This is a messenger RNA of Leptinotarsa decemlineata (Colorado potato beetle), 771 nucleotides long. RefSeq names its product transmembrane protein 135. The record is from RefSeq and is a predicted model, not a curated record. NCBI's taxonomy places the organism in Eukaryota, Metazoa, Arthropoda, Insecta, Coleoptera, Chrysomelidae.
UUACAGUUGACCUUGUUGAUGAAAGGUAAGAUUCCUUCUAAAGAAGAUUUAAAAAAAACCUUGUAUGGAAUCAUCCAAUCGACUGCAUUCUUGAGUGGGACAGGAUUUGGUUACUCAUUGUUCCUAUGUUCAUUAAGAAGAUUGUUAGGGAAUUUCAACAUUCUCACAGUGUCAGCAAUACCGGCCUUUCUAUCUAGUGUCUUCUCCAUUUUAAUAGAACGUCCAAGCAGAAGGACACUGUUAUGUUUAUAUGUGAGUAACGUUGCCACCGAAACCUUAUGGAAUAUGGCGAGGUCCCGAGGUUUGGUUAGAAAUAUCAAGUACGGAGACGUUGCUAUAUUCGGCAUCAGCAUGGCAAUACUUUCUGUAUUUUUCAAAGGAGGGCAUCACAAGAAUUCUGAUUCCAAUAGAGAGGAUACUAUGUUCCGAGUAAUGAGGUUUGUAGUGGGACCAUAUGAAGAGAAGGAUUACAGUGUUAGGUCUAGUCAAGCCAGUGGUUUUUACAGGCAGCAAGUUCAAAAUAAUCCAAAUAGUUCAUCAGCUAGUUGGCAGACAAGGAAACAGAAAAAUAUAGUGUUUCAUAUCGUUAAUCAGAUGUUGCGUAUUUAUAAGAAGAUUGUUUAUAGAAUCAAGUGCUGUGAGAGGCAUAAUGCGUGCCCCCAUCCCUUCAGCUGUUUAUAUUACACCAUGCAAGGUGCUGGCAAAAUGUUUAGCGUGGGUUUGGCAAUCCAGAUAUCGCUGAAAUUGGUGCUGAACAUGAGAAGGAUAUUU